AUGGCUAAUAACGGGCACGGCGUUUCGGGACUGAGUUCAGUGAAAGCAGGGAAAGGUCAAGUGAAAAAAGAAAAAUUAAGUAUAUGGAAGAGAAAGGGAAGACAAAAGUUCCGACAAAAAGAAGAGAGAGGGAAGAGACUGCUGGCAAGUUCAGCGGAAGUAGAGCACAAGGGGUACGAGAAAGGAACGGAGGUGAAAAGUCGGCAGCAGCGGAGGCGCGCGGGACCGGCGGUCCUCCUGCCGGCAGGGGACGCGAGCGGCCAGGCCCGCCGGAGGAAGCAGCCCCCCAGGCCAGCCGACUUCAAGCUGCAGGUCAUCAUCAUCGGCUCCCGCGGCGUGGGCAAGACCAGCCUGAUGGAGCGCUUCACCGACGACACUUUUUGCGAGGCCUGCAAGUCCACCGUGGGUGUUGACUUUAAAAUCAAAACUGUAGAGCUAAGAGGAAAGAAAAUUAGAUUACAGAUCUGGGACACAGCAGGUCAGGAGAGAUUCAACAGCAUUACCUCAGCUUAUUACAGAAGUGCCAAGGGGAUCAUAUUAGUAUAUGAUAUUACUAAGAAGGAGACAUUUGAUGAUUUGCCAAAAUGGAUGAAGAUGAUUGAUAAGUAUGCUUCAGAAGAUGCAGAACUUCUCUUAGUUGGAAAUAAGUUGGACUGUGAAACUGACAGAGAAAUCACCAAACAGCAAGGUGAAAAGUUUGCACAGCAGAUAACUGGGAUGCGGUUCUGUGAAGCAAGUGCCAAGGAUAACUUCAAUGUGGACGAAAUAUUUCUGAAACUCGUCGAUGACAUUCUGAAAAAGAUGCCCCUGGAUAUUUUAAGGAAUGAGUUGUCCAAUAGUAUCCUCUCAUUACAACCAGAACCUGAGAUUCCACCAGAAUUGCCUCCGCCAAGACCACAUGUGCGAUGCUGUUGAUUUGCUACUUUGGAGAAAAAGUGGAAACGAUUCCUGGAAAGGGGAAAAUGUUCUAUUCUGCACUACAAUCAUUUUGACAAUUUCCUUUCGCACUUUGUAAUCCAAGUCAGAGCUAUACACUAACUUGUAAAUAUGCAAAUAUGCAAUCCUGGGUAAGUUUUGGUUAUAAAUUACAUAUUUCCCUCCAAAAUUAUAUUUCAUUCAUUAUCCCAGUGUCUAGUGUACAUACACUGGGAAACGUAGUACUUCUAAUAUGAAGAAUGGGAGAAAUGAAAGGUAUAAUGUUUCUUGAAAUAAAUAAUAUAAUUGUUUUUGUUAAUUAUAUUAUGAGGACAAAAGAUAUUCUAAUAAGAAGAAAGAAUGUGGUGCUUUGCUUACUGUUUUAAGGAAAAUUUAUAAAACUAAAGACUUUUUUUUUUAAGCUAUCUUUAGUGCUUUUUCUUUAUUCACAAGACAUUUCCCCCAGUGGUAGCACCUUUGAAGUAUGGGAGUGUUUCUACCACAAAGCAAAAGCUCCAUUCAUCACUGUCAUUGAAGGUUAUUUAUUAAUGUUACGUAAUGGUAGAAUAUUACUAGUUAGAAGGUAGGAUUUGACUUGGCCCUGAGGCCUCAGAGUCUCUCUCACAGUUUCUGAAUGGACAUACCUUAUGCUUUUAAGAACUACAAAGAUUCAAUAAAGAAAGAAAUGUUUUGAAACUAUAGAAGAUUUUAAAACAACGCUGCUGUCCUAAACAAAUCCUGUUUAAAGGAAUUUUAAAGAGAUACAUUUUACUAUAUCAAAGAACAUACACGUAUUUGCCUAAAAAAGUCUAUACCUUUGUGAAAAUAAAACUGCUCCCCUUUAUGAUGAAGCUUAUCCCCGUUAA
Molecule: messenger RNA, 1781 nt
Organism: Pteropus alecto (black flying fox)
Lineage: Eukaryota; Metazoa; Chordata; Mammalia; Chiroptera; Pteropodidae
Gene: RAB12
Product: RAB12, member RAS oncogene family
Exons: 7
Coding region: 1-915 (304 amino acids)
Biological process (GO): protein secretion; cellular response to insulin stimulus; Golgi vesicle fusion to target membrane
Cellular component (GO): trans-Golgi network transport vesicle; synaptic vesicle; plasma membrane
Molecular function (GO): GTPase activity; GTP binding
Source: RefSeq, a predicted model, not a curated record